Molecule: messenger RNA, 5201 nt
Organism: Chlamydomonas reinhardtii
Lineage: Eukaryota; Viridiplantae; Chlorophyta; Chlorophyceae; Chlamydomonadales; Chlamydomonadaceae
Exons: 9
Coding region: 70-4785 (1571 amino acids)
Biological process (GO): nucleoside diphosphate catabolic process
Cellular component (GO): membrane
Molecular function (GO): nucleoside diphosphate phosphatase activity
Source: RefSeq, a predicted model, not a curated record
UGCGGCGUUUGGACUUUGCGCGGUAACUGCGAACGACUUGCAAAAGCAUAGAUAGGCCCCAUAGGCAGCAUGUUGCCAGGAAGUAGAUAUGCGCUGGCGUGCGGCCCGCUGGCGUGCUCUUUGCUUGCCAUCGCUGGACUUGUGUUCGUCCUGCUCUGGGCGCGAACGCCGUUGCGAGCCGAAUACGUGGCGGUUAUCGACUGUGGUAGCUCAGGAACUCGUGUCUACGUGUUCACCUGGAAGUACAAGCCGUCGCGGCCUCACUUGCCUCACAUAGAAGUCAUACCGCCCUCAGCGGCAGCGGACCUGGUGCCCAAGAAGCCAGGCAUAAGCUCCUACAACCGGGUGGAGACGCUGCCGGGGCUUGACGCCUUUGCCGACCGGCCGCCCGGCGACCUGGAGGGCGCGGCGCUGGGGCCACUGCUGGACUGGGCGCGGGCGGUGGUGCCGGUGCGGCAGCUGCCGGCGGUGCCCAUCUUCCUGUUCGCCACGGCGGGCGUGCGGCGCAUGCAACCCGACAAGCAGAGGCUGCUAAUGCAGCGCACCCGCGGUGUGCUGCGGGACUCGGGCUUCAGGUUCGAGGACUCGUGGGCGCGCAUCAUCAGCGGCACGGAUGAGGGCGUGUACGGCUGGAUUGCACUCAACUACCUGCGUGGAUCCUUCGACUCGCCCACGGGACACGCCGCCGCCGCCGCCGCCAUUGAGUCCGCGCUGCGGCAGGGGCAGCACGUGGAGGAGCAGCGGCGAGGGCUGGCGGAGAGCGCGGGCGGCGGCGCGCUUGGGCGCCGGGGAGGAGGGGGCGGAGGCGCAGGAGGAGGUGGAGGAGGGGAGCAGGCGGCGGGCGGCGCGGAUGCGGAUGCGGCGGGCACAGCAGUGGUCUCGGCGCGUGAUGCCGGGGCAGGGGCGGCGGCUGGUGGCAGUGCUGCGGGUGCCGGUGUGACGGUUGGGUCGCUUGACUUGGGCGGCUCAUCGCUGGAGAUGGUAUACUGCUCCAGUGUAGUGCCACGGGAGUUGUGGCAGCGCGAGCAGCGCAAGCGGGAGCUCGUGCGGCCGCAUAGAGGCGGCGGCGGCGGCGGCGGCGGCGGCAGUAGCAGCAGCAGCAGCAGCGGCGGUGGAGCUGCGGCGUCUGGCGGCGGCGGCGCCACUAGCGGUAGCAACCACGGUGGCACAGCGGGCGCGGACACGGCAGGGGCAGGGCAGCUCACGGGAGGGCAUGCUGCGACGGUGGACUCGCUUGGCGGACGCAGCUACCGGGGGCAGGUGCAGCUGCGCCGCCUGGCGCAGGAGCGGCGGGAGGUAGUGGCGGCGGCUGAGAAGGAGGUGGCGGCGGAGGAGGACGAGUUGGAGCAGGAAGUGGCAUCAGCAGCGCAGGAGGCGGGGCAGAAGCGACCGGGCCAGGCCCGGGAGGGGCAGGAGCACGAGCAGGAGGGGCAGGCGCGGCGGGGGGUGCGUGGAGACGGCGGCGAGGCGCAGGGCGGGGCGGCUGAUGGGCGCGCGGGCGGGGCGGAGGCGGGGGCGGACGGCGCCGCUGCUGGGGCGGAAGGCGGGCGGAGGGACACGGUCACGGCCACGGACACACACCUAGAGCGGGACCAGGGGCUGCGGCGCAAGCGCCAGGAGCAGGGGCAGCACGAGCGCGAGGAGGGCCGCGGUGGGCGCCACGAGGUGCGGAGGUACCGGGGCGAGGUGGCGGGCGCUCACACCGCCGCCGGCGCCGCUGCAGUGGCCGUGGGCAUUGCCGCGGCGCGCGCGAGCGGCGAAGUGGCGGCAGGCAGCGGGGCGGCUGCGGCCGGUGGUGGUGGCGGCGGCGGCGGGGGGAGUGGCGGCGGCGGCGGGAGUGGCGGUGGCGGCGGCGGGCGACUGCUGGUGCUGGGGGCGCACGCGUACCAGCUGCGCACGCACACGUUUCAGAAGUACGGCCUGAACGACGCCUUCGACCGCUCCGUCAGCCUGCUGCUCAAGGACGUGCUGGCGCCGCCGCCGCCUCCCAGCCCUCAACAGCAGCUGGGUGCUGGCGGCGCGGGCGGCGGCCUCGGGGCGGCGGGCGCGGAGGCGACAGAUGACUCGUUGGACGUGCUGCAGCGGGAGUUUGCGACCAAGCCGCAGCGGCCAGCCCUGCUGCGGCAAGGUGACCUGCACCCGCCGCCGCCGCCCUUGGCUCCCACGGAACAACAACAGCAGCAGCAGCAGCAGCAGCAGCAGCAGGUGGAGGGCAACAGCACCGCGGCAGUGGACAGACGUAGCGAUUUGAGCACCGCAGCACUUGCUGGCAUUAGCAGUAGUGGUGACAACCCUACGGUAGCGGCACUUGCGCACGCGGCCUCGGCAUCCAGCUCCAACAGCAGCAGCAGCGGCGCUGCCGCUGCACCAGCGCAGCAGGGCGCGGGGGCGGCGGUGGGCACGGAUGCUGCGGCGGAAGCCGCCCAGGCGCAGCUGGCGGGGGCGGCAGCCAAGCAGAGCGCAGGUGAGGCCGCUGCCGCCUCGGUCGGCACGGAGUUGCAGGCUUCGAGCGGCGCAGCGGCGGGGGCGGGCACUGGAGAUGCUGGCGGUCAAGGUCACACGGCCAGCGGUGUGUCUGUUGGUGGCGACGCAGCGGUGGCGGUAGCAAUGGGUGGGGAACUCACCGCGCAGGCCGCGGCAGCGGCGACCGGCGCCGGAGGCGCAGGCGCAGCUGCAGGCGCAGCUGCAGGCGCAGCUGGAGGCGCAGCUGGCGGUGCAGCUGCAGGCGCAGGUGCGACAGCAGGUGGCGCGGGCGGCGCGGCGGCCAAGCUGCGCAGCCAGGCUGCUGUGUUGGAGCAGCAGAAGCGCGACUCGGAGCGCAUCAUCCAGCUGGUCAAGGAGCAGCUGGCCAUGGCGGCGGCGCAGGGGCACGCGGUGAACGGCUCUGCCGUGAGCGCCUCCGCCGGCACUGCAGCUGCGGCGGGAGGGGGUGCGGCGGGAGGCGGUGGGGCGGGAGGCGGUGCCGGGGCCGCGUCAGCCAGCACGGCGGCAGGGGCGGCGACGGCGGCGGAAGCCAUGGCUGGGGCCACGAGCGCUGACGCGGCCGCGGCAGCUGCGGGCCGGGCGGCUCAGGUGGCUGCCGCGGUGUCGGGCGGUGGGGCGAGCCAACACGAGUCCGACCAGGGGGCUGCUGCGGACUCCGCUGCAGCCGGGGCGGCCGCCCGCAGCGCCGAUGGCUCUGACGGCGGUUCGGGGUCGGGCUCCAGCGCCGCCUCGGCCCUCCGCCGGCUGCUCAGUCGGCUGUCGGUGGGGUUUGUGGAGAGCGUGGCGCCCAAGCGGCGUGCCGUGGACCGCUCCGGCUUGGCGCUGCCUAUCCGCCGGCACAGCAGGCUGCAAGACGGCGCGGCGGGAGGCGGCGCCGCUGCGGACGGCGUGGCGGCGGCGGCGACGGCGGCGGAGGUAGGAGGCAGCUCGCAUGGCAGUGCAGGUGCUGGUGGGGACACGGCAGGAGCGGCGGCGGCAGGGCUUGGUGUGACUCACACAGACGCGGACUCAGAUGCGGGGCUGGCAGCAGCAGCCAAGCUGGGUCUGGCGGCGGCCGCAGCCGCAGCCACUGCGGCAGGCAUGGGUGCAGCGGCGGGGGCCACGGCAGGCGUGGCAGCUGCGGGCGGGGGCGGGGCGGGGGCUGCUGGUGGCGGCCACCGGGGCGGGGUGGUGGUGGUGGGGCGGGACGACGACGACGUGACAGGCCGCUGGUCGGGGCUGGUGGUCCGACACCCCUGCAUGCACGAAGGCUUCUCGCGGCCCUACAAGCGAGUACACCACUACGGGCUGGCGCCCGGCACUGCCACCCUGCAGCUGGUGGGCGCGCCCGACUGGGCCGCCUGCCUGGCGCUGGUGGGGCGCACCGUGAACGCCUCGGCCGAGUGCGGCGGCGCGGGCCACUGCAUCCUGGGCUGGGCGCAGCCGCCGCUGCAGGGCCGCUUCGUGGUGCUGACCGGCUUCUACGUGGUGUGGAAGUUCUUCGGCCUCAGCGCCGGCGACAGCCCCGGCGCCGUGCUGGCGGCGGCGCAGGCGCACUGCGGCCGGCCCUGGCGCCGGGUGGACUCGGAGCUGGGCCACCACAUCAACGUGGAGAAGUACUGCCUGUGGGGGCCGUACGUGGGACACCUGCUGUCCGCGGGGCUGGGCCUCAGCCACAGCCAGUUCGAAGUGGGCUCGGGCGACGUUGGGUGGCCCGUCGGUGCGGCGCUGGCGGAGGCUCUGCGGCUGCCGGGCAUGGGCCCGCAGCCGCCGCUGCUGCUGCGGCUGGCGGCGCGGCUGCUGCCAGAGAGCUGGGUGCCGAGCUCGGCCGCUGCGACCGCGUCCGUGUCUGCGGUGGCACAGGCGCCUGCCGGCGGCGGCGGGCUGGGCUCCGACGGCGGCGCGUUGCUGGGCAACAGCGGCGGCGGCGGCAUGAAGGAGCUCGGGGACGCCGCCUCUGGGUCAGCAGCUAGCGGUGGUAGCGGCUCGGAGUUUGGGCCUGACGACGAUGACGGCGACGCUACGGCGUGGCGAGAGGGCAGCCUAGGACUGGGCCUGGGGCUGGGCCUGACGCUGGCGUGGGCGGCGUUCCUGGUCAUGUCCGGGGCCUGGGUGUGUUUGUACACGGUGGCCAGGGCCUGGUGGGCACGGCCUGUGGGAGCCGGCAGCGCGGCCGGGCUGGGCAGGGGAGGCGCGGGGGCAGGGGGCGCGGGCCCGGGCGGGCCGCUGGGGUACGUGCCGGCGGCGUUGCUUGCGGCGCUGGGGUUACAGUCUGCGCCCAGCCGCAUAGGCGGCCGGCGGCUGCUGCCCAGCCGCGCGUGAGCAAGCGGCGCUGAAUUCCUAGUACAGGCAAGAGCAGAGGGUGAUAAGAAGCAAGUUCCCGUUUGUAAUGGCUGUGAUCGCGUGUGAGCAGGCGCUGGACAGCGGUGUGUGCUGGUGCAGGCUGAGUGUGUGUGUGUGUGUGUGUGUGUGUGUGUGUGAUGGCUGAGUGUGUUACUGAGAGUGAAGGGGCUGGACCGUGAGCGUGGAGGUUUUCAGGCGGGGCACGUGAGGGGCAGGCCGCGUGUGGGGAUGCAGGGGCGCUGUCGUAGCACUGGGGGAGGACCCGCAGGGACCGCGCAGGAAUACCGCGUCUUGUGCUGGAAGGUGCGCCCCACUUCAGCCUGCACGGACAGGCGGCGCACCCAAGGCUGCAUGGGGUGUGCAACUGCGCAUCGCCCAUGUAAGAGCUGGACAAG